AUGGAGCCGGAGAGGCCGCCGCCGGCACUCGUCAGCGAUGUCCUCGAGGAGAUCUUCCUGCGCGUCGCCUCCCCCGCGGACCUCGCCCGCGCCUCCGCCGCGUGCGUCUCCUUCCGCGGCCUCAUCAGCAGCCCGUCUUUCCUCCGCCGAUACCGCUCCGUCCACCCGCCGCUACUUCUCGGCUUCGUCAACCGAGAUGGCUUCCACCCUGUCGAGGCGACCCAUCCCUCUGCGGCUGUCGCCCGUGGCGUCGCCCGGACCGUCGACUUGUCCUUCCUUCAUGGUCCGCAAGGUUGGUGUGCGUAUGAUGUCCGCGAUGGGCGUGUCCUCGUCGGACACAAGUGCCACUUCUGGCGCCUCCGCGAAUGCUGGGACAUCGCGGUGUGCGACCCCCUGUUCUAG
Messenger RNA from Miscanthus lutarioriparius, 402 nucleotides. The record is from the annotation of a GenBank genome assembly. Lineage: Eukaryota; Viridiplantae; Streptophyta; Magnoliopsida; Poales; Poaceae.